UACAAAAACCUCUGUUGUUGCUCUCUUUCGGUGCUUCAAAACGAGAGUCCCAGUUUUACAAAUUUUCUAAAGAAACUUUAUUCGGAGACUUCAUCGAUCCUGUCCACGGCGGCAAUGGAUAUUUUAUCGGCGUUUCUUUUCCCAUCGCCGCCAUCACUGUUCGUUAACGUGAUGACAGUGGUGAGUUCGGCGGUGGUAGCGGUGAUAGGGCUUUCGGAAGCGAGAGGAACGCAUUUGCAGUAUUCAAAGUUCUGGAAUACGAAUAAUAGUGCUACGAAAUCAUCUAACUCAGAGCAACUCAGGAUUUCUUCAAGAUUGGGGAUGCUCCUGCUCUAUACACCGGCAGCUCUCGCCGGCGCUGCGUCGUUCUGGUUCUUUCCGGAUGAUGAUUGGAGGAUUGUUCUGCUUAAGUCCGCUCUCACUCUACAUUUCUUUAAGCGGGACUUUGAGGUAUUGUUUGUUCACAAGUACAGUGGCUACAUGAUACUUGAUUCAGCAGUUAUAAUCUCCCUCAGCUACUUCUCUUCUACAGCACUCAUGAUAUACACUCAACAGCUUUCAAAAGCACUUGUAGAGCCAUCCAUUGAUCUGAAAAACAUUGGAAUUGCUGUGUUUGUGAUAGGCAUUAUUGGGAACAUGUACCACCAUUAUAUUUUGUCUCAAACUAGAAAAAAGGGAGAAACAGGCUACAAAAUUCCCAAAGGAGGCCUCUUUAGCAUUGUCAUUUGCCCUCACUAUUUGUUUGAAAUAACUGUAUAUUUCGGGUUCGCUCUCAUUUCUCAGACACUCUACUCAUUGUGCUUUGCCAUUGCCACUGCUAUCUAUUUGGGUGGAAGAAGCUACGCCACUAGGAAAUGGUAUGUCUCUAAAUUUGAGGACUUCCCUCAGCAUAUCAAAGCCCUUAUUCCUUUCGUAUUCUAGUCUUUGGUUAAAUAUUCAACUUUGUUCUCAUUUGAAAAAUACCCCCUUAUACUUUUUAAAAGUUAUGCAAUAUUAUUCUUGACAUUUCAUAGAACGGAAAAUUGGAUCAAUACACUUUUUAAAGUCUCAAGGUAAUAUUGCAACUUUGGAAAGCGUACAUGGUACUUUCAAAAUUAAACAAAGAACAAAGUUGAAGGUAUUUUCUAUAAUUUAUUUUGUUAUUGUUCUUCAUGUUGUAUCAUUUGUAUUCGUCCAACGUCUCUGUAUCAUUUAUAUUCGUCCAAUAUCUCUUUGUAGCAUCAUGUAUAAUGUUAAAAUUUGUGUUUUGUGGUCGGCUUUAUGAGAAAGAUAAACCAUGGAAGUUGUUGCAUUGUAGCGUCUACGUUGAAUAAUUUUCCAUACAUUUGGAAUCCUCCUAUUAUUUUAGGAGGAGCUUUGGGUCAUUUCACUUUAUGUAAUCACUGUACUGUAUCAAAUUGUGUCUUUGGCCAUAA
Benincasa hispida (wax gourd) is the source of this 1415-nucleotide messenger RNA. RefSeq lists its product as uncharacterized. NCBI's taxonomy places the organism in Eukaryota, Viridiplantae, Streptophyta, Magnoliopsida, Cucurbitales, Cucurbitaceae. The record is from RefSeq and is a predicted model, not a curated record. Gene Ontology annotation, biological process: lipid metabolic process. Gene Ontology annotation, molecular function: oxidoreductase activity, acting on the CH-CH group of donors.